CUUCGGAUCAACGGCGAUGUGCUUUCCGAAUCUUUCGGCCAGAUCGACAUCAACCGGCAAGGGCCGGCGAAAUGUCACAAAUUUGUCAUCACCCGAAAUUGGACAAUAUAGGAACUGAAGCUCUCUCAUCUCAAGAGAAAGAACAAGAAGCUGAGAAGGGACGCGAUCGAGGAAGUCUGAGUCGUCAUGCAUUUGAUCAUCGGCACCAGUUCUUCCUAGCUGGGUCUCCCACGGAAGUUCGGUGUUCACAUCAAUGACCUUGGCCCCGAUAAUGGAGUGAUCAAAGUCAAUCUUCUCAGUCACAUCUUCUAAGAACCCACUAGUGGAAGCCUCUUUGACCUGCACUCGCCGCUGGCCCACAAAAACAACAUCGUUGUGGUGGUUGCUGCGAAGACGAGCAGGGAGAAUCCACUGUACAACAGGGCUGGGAAGAAUGGUCUGGGUGAAAAGGCCAGUAAGUUCGCGCGUUGGGCGCGUAAAGAACUGUUCCUCAUCCAUGGAGGUGGUGGACCAUAGUUCAGAGGAUCUGCCGCUCGAUGUUGCUCUCAGGUCAUUGAGGGCCAAAUUGACCGUGUCAAGACUCGAAAUGUCCCGCCUCGGACCAACAGUUUGAUGAAUAUCAACUGAAACUGUAGGAAGACCGUGGAGAAUUCUCUGGGUAGUGCUUUGUGGUCGAGAUCAACAUGCGCUCGCUUGUAUGGGAUCAUGCGGGUAAUUCAAUAUCGGCAGGACCUACCACCGAGAACUUAGUGAAGCAGAGUGUCGGCCUGGGAGAUCGAUUAUACAGCCAUCUCAGCAGCUCUGUUCAAUAUUUUUCUCUACAGAACGUGUUUGGAACUGAUUGAUCCCAGAGCCGUCACUUUUGGGGGGGUGUGGCUCUGUUGGUGAGCAACACGUACCGCCUGCGGGGUGAUGCGGCAGACUUGGUGGGAGAGGGGCUAGAAGCAGAAGGUGAUUCGGUCACCAGUCACAGAUGUGACGCCCGGUUGUCGAUUUUCACUGUCUGACGGCGAUGCUCUCUGGGAGCAGCCGUUGAUAUACUCGCGCGUAUGAGCUCCAAAUGCCGUUUGGUGUUUCGCAAGAGGGAGGGAAUCACGUUUCCUGAUGCCUCAGGCUACCAGGCGGCACCUCCCAACUGUCCCUCCGGACUCCAACUGCUGGCAUCAGAUACGACGAGUCUAUGCUUGGCAAGCAACCACCACGCUGGGCAUCUUUGAUCUUCGAGCUCCAUAUGUGUGCUUUUUAGUGGUCCCUUACUUUCUGGAGAUCAUCGUUUUUUAUGACUGGAGUGGAAACUCGCAGCAAAGCCGCAGUAUUUGGACUGUAGCCUGUUGAAGGAUACCUGAAGACCACAUACAAUCAAAUGAUCUAACUAAAUCGGACGUCAUACUCAUCCAUUUCUCAAGCACAGUUGAAUGCUCUGGUGUCUUUGAUCCGUCUUAAUAUUGACAGCGGGCCCAUCAAACAUGGACCCACGCGACAACGACCAUGAAACACGACCGGUCUCGUCGGAUGGGGAAAAGGAAUUAGCCAUGUCCAGAAACUCAUCGGAAGAAUCAUUGGGCACUCAGCAGCGAUCUAAGGCUAGAGCAGUGAAAGCAGCCGCAAUUCGGCAUGCUUGCGACGCGGGCAAUGUAGAAGCAUUGAUCGCGCAUGCCACCAGCGAAGGCGGAUUGCUGGAUGAUGAAUUGAGGCAAAGAGCAUGGCCGAUAUUUUUACAAUGCGACGCAAAUUCACCAUCAGAGGACCUCAAACCUCUCGACGGCCUACCACGACAUGCCGAUGAGGACCAGGUACAGCUCGAUGUCAAUCGAGCUUUUGUCUAUUAUCCUAAUGUCCCCGAGGAGGAUCUCUUGAAAAAGAAAGACCAAUUGUCAGAUCUCAUCGUUCAGAUCCUGAGGAACUAUCCCAUGCUAUGCUACUUCCAAGGAUACCAUGAUAUCGUGCAGGUCCUGCUUCUAGUCCUGGGAGAACAGAAAGCUGCGCUGGCCAUGGCGCGAGUAUCACUCUUCCGAAUCAGAGACUAUAUGCUCCCUUCGCUCACACCAGCCCUGAAACAUCUGCAGCUGAUCCCUGCAAUCGUCGGAACUCUCGACCCUACACUAUGGCAGCAUCUCGCCAACAUCCAACCCUUCUUUGCUCUUGCCUCAACUCUCACGCUCUAUGCUCAUGACAUUCAAGAGUACAGCGACAUUGCACGUUUGUUUGACUUCCUCCUUGCUCGAGAGCCGGUGGUAGCUAUUUACCUGUUCGCGGCUAUUAUUCUCUCUCGAAAGAAGGAGCUGAUGGAAAUUCCUGAGGACGAACCGGAGAUGCUGCACUUUACGCUAUCUAAAUUACCAUGUCCACUCAAUCUUGAUAGUCUGGUUUUGAGUGCGGUCCAACUUUUCAAAGACCACCCUCCUGAGUCGUUGCCUCGUGGGGCAUGGAAGCGGAUUCCCAGUUGCAGUGUCCUCAAAACCUCUCGGGAUGUCUCUCGGCCUUACAAUGUCGACGAAGCGAUACGAAUGUUUCAUCAACAGGCCCGACAAAUGCGAAAUGAGGAGCGACGAAAGCAAGCUCUCGAGUUCGGCUGGAAGCACAGGAGGGCGAUCGGAUCUGUGGCUUUGGCGAUCCUUGUCGGCGCGGCAUCUAUCUACAUCCGGAAGAAGGGACUGGACUUUUCAGUCUGGUACUACGUCGGCCGACUGCAGUCCAUGCUCAAGGGCUAGAGAAAUGCAUUGAACCAAAAAACCAUAGACAAGAUUAGCUUAUGUUACCGAACCUGUAUACUAGUAUUCAAUUUGAGGCUACGUUAAGAGCAAUGAAGAGUGAAUUCAAUCUCUG
Penicillium brasilianum is the source of this 2826-nucleotide messenger RNA. NCBI's taxonomy places the organism in Eukaryota, Fungi, Ascomycota, Eurotiomycetes, Eurotiales, Aspergillaceae. The record is from the annotation of a GenBank genome assembly.